GAAGGGGGUGCUCAUCUUUCCUCUUUGUACUUUUUGGCUCAUACAUGCAAUGUGCUUGGGUUAGCCCAUUUGCAUCCGCCUCAAGUUCUGGGAGAGAAUAUAUGUGCUGUAUCCUGUUCAUGUUAUCAAAAGAGGCCACAAAUUGUGGGUCUUCUGCAGAAUCAUGGAAUUACAUAAUUUUUAUGCUAUGCUAAAUCUGCGUCGGAUCUAUAAGUGAGUCUGCAACCACUGCGCCACUUUGGACCUCUGUGAUCUCUUCUAAGGUACAAUGUACCUCACUUCCUUCUUGACAGGGUCGUCUUUAAGGUAGAUAUGGCACAUGAACCUAAACGCUAUGAGAAGAUUGUCCCAAAGUUUACAGAGCUAAAUGACUUAGCAGUUGAAAAGGUUGGUGGGAAAAUAUCAUUUGCCACUGAUGACUAUUUUGGAGUUGCAGACAAUUUGAUAAAGUCUACAGAUCCCCUGUUUAAGGAAGGACUGUUCACAGAGUUUGGAAAAUGGAUGGAUGGCUGGGAGACGAGGAGGAAAAGGGUGGCGGGACAUGACUGGUGUAUCAUACAGCUAGGUGUUGCUGGCUGUAUCUAUGGGGUUGAUGUUGAUACAUCCUACUUCACAGGGAACUACACUCCUCAGAUCUCCAUACAGGGUGCUAAUCUGGACAGAGAUCUUCCUGAUAGACUCAGUGACAUGGGAACUGAAGCUACUGUGCAAGAAAUCACAGAAAUUACUAAACUUCACUCCGAGGAUUGGGAAGAAGUUUUAAGCAAAACGCCACUACGCCCAGGCUAUCUGACAUCCUGUCAUAAUUACUUUGAAAUUCACAAUAAGUCACGACAUACCCAUCUAAGAGUCAAUAUGUUUCCAGAUGGAGGUAUAGCCAGAUUGCGGGUAUAUGGACGUGCAAAGAGGGACUGGAGUACUGUGCCCCUGAAUGAAUUGACAGAUUUAGUUGCCAUGGAGAAUGGUGGAUUGUGUAUUGGUUACAGUGAUAGUCACUUUGGCCAUGCUCGACAUUUGAUCCAACCAGGACGUGCAGAAAACAUGGCAGAUGGCUGGGAAACAAAACGACAUCCUCAAAGACCAGCCAUACUGACAGCAGAUGCCCAAGGUAUCCUACAUGUUCCAGGAGACGAUUGGUGCAUAUUUCGCUUGGGGCAUCCUGGAACUGUAACAAAGAUUGAGAUUGAUACAAACCAUUUCAAAGGAAAUUUUCCAGAUUCCUGUCGCAUUGAAGGCUGCUGGGUUGGAGUAGAGCAUGAGGACGGGCUGAUCAAGAGGUACGACACCCACACAUGGAAGCCACUCCUUCCUGUCCAGAAACUUUCGGCCCAUAAACAGUUUAUCUAUGACGAUGAUGAAUUGUUUAGCUGUGGAGUUAUCUCCCAUGUACGUCUUUGCAUUGCACCAGAUGGCGGCAUUAGUAGAAUGCGUCUGUGGGGCUACAUUACAGAAAUUCCCAUGUCUAAGUUGUAGAAGGUUGUAGGCUCUGUUUUUGUGACAAUCAAGUGUUUUACUUUACCGGUUGUCUAUCAUGCUAUAAGUUGUCUAGAGAAAGUUGUCUUUGAAAUAUGAUAAUAAAUAAUUUGAUAAUAAUAUGAAAUAAAAUUCAAAAACUAGACUGCAAGACACAGGUGAAAAAAUCAUGGAAAAGUCUCACUAUUAUAGGAAAAAUCAGUGUUUUAAAAUUGACUUUUGAUCUCAAGCUGUUGACUAUCAGUGUGAUAUAGUUGACUUUUAGUUUUAAUAACUUGCCCUUAUGUAUCAUAAUUUUGCCAAAGAAGAUUCUUUGCAAAACACAAGGAAUACAUUUCUAUGAAAAAAAUUAUACGUUUAUAGGACAAUCAAUGUUACAAAGUUGGCUUUUGAACUCCAGUAGUUGAACAUCAUUUUGAUAUAGCUGACUUUCAAUUGUCAAUCAUUGACCUUCAAUGCUUUGUUAUCCAUUGCAAAACACAUAUAAAAACAUUUAAAAAAAUAUUGUACUCAAUAGGACAAUCAAUGCUAUAAAAUGACAUAACCUCAAUCACCGUUAUUUUGAUAAAAUCGACUUUCAAUGUCAAAUUCGUCACCUUUAGUGUCAUGGUUUAGAAUAGACAAGCUAACUGUCUGUAUCACAAGUUGUUAAUGUUAUAUCAUUGGCCUUCUGUGUUACCUAUUUGACUCUCAAUGAAGGUUCCCUCUACAUACAAGAAUUGGAAAUUUGUAUAAAAUGUUACGUAGUUUUGUAGGAUUAAUCACGGUGCUGGUGAUAUUACAUUUAAUGAUAUAUUUACACUACCCCUGGUUUAUGCAGAUACUUCAUUUAACAGAUUACGGUUUUUCUCACAUCUCUGAAUGCUACAUUGUUUUGAUUGAACAAACUGCUAUAAAUGUAUUUACACUAUAUCUGUUAUACCAAAGAAUAUUGUACCUGGAACAAUCUACAGUUAUACACUUAUAAUUAUCAGUUAUAACCCUUUGAUCAGUAUUAAGACAAUCUUCAUAUUACACAGAUUUGACACUGGUUCAUAUCUGGUAUAUCUCAUUAUAAACUUGGAAGUUAUAAUUACCAUCGUGUCCACUAUACCAACAUUCUAAGUUCUCUGACUCCAUUGAUCACAAUGCAAAUUUUCUAAGGACUGUGCCCCCAGUUUCCACAAUGAUUCUUUAUUAUGGUUUCUGCCUACAAUGUCCACUGCAACUCCCUACAAAGAACUCUGCAUAAAGUGUCCAUAAUACAAUCAUUCUAAGGACUGCAUGUCUCCUGUGUUUGCUACACACACUUUCUGAGGAUUCUGCUUCCAUUGUCCACUGUACCCUCUGUCUGAGGACUCUGCUUCCAUUGUCCACUUCACCGUCUGUCUGAGGACUCUGCUUCCAUUGUCCACUGUACCGUCUGCCUGAGGACUCUGCUUCCAUUGUCCACUGUACCCUCUGUCUGAGGACUCUGCUUCCAUUGUCCACUUUACCCUCUGUCUGAGGUCUCUGCUUCCAUUGUCCACUUGACCCUCUUACUAAAGACUUAACCUAAAAUGUCCAAAGUGCUGUCAUUCAAAGGACUUUGUCUACUGCAUGGAAUAUAAUCUUUCUAAGGACUCUGCUUCCAUUGCCCACCAUAUUCUCUCUUUGUAAGGCCUGCAAAUUCCACUAUACUAUCAUGCUUAGGAUUAGGUCUCAAUAAUGUAACUCCUGUUCUAAUGCAAUGCCUCCAGUGUUCACUUAACCCCAUUUCAAAGGACUCUGCCUAAAGUAGGGGUGUUACAACAGACUAAAAGGUAUCACGAAUGAUUUGUCAGAGGUACUGGAGUCAAAAGAAUGAAAAUCUUCCAAAAGAUAUAUAAAAAAUAUAGCAAAAUGAGAAAGAUGCCUGUAAAACCUAUUCUAACGUUCCUUGCCCACUUCUGAUUAGCUGAGGGUUUCGGUAUGUCUAUUCCGUCUUUGUGUAUUGCAGAGUUAUCUUCUCUUUGGA
Messenger RNA from Mizuhopecten yessoensis (Yesso scallop), 3448 nucleotides. RefSeq names its product allantoicase-like. Bases 313 to 1473 code for a protein of 386 amino acids. Gene Ontology annotation, biological process: allantoin catabolic process. The record is from RefSeq and is a predicted model, not a curated record. Gene Ontology annotation, molecular function: allantoicase activity. The transcript has 13 exons. NCBI's taxonomy places the organism in Eukaryota, Metazoa, Mollusca, Bivalvia, Pectinida, Pectinidae.